Molecule: messenger RNA, 3251 nt
Organism: Drosophila innubila
Lineage: Eukaryota; Metazoa; Arthropoda; Insecta; Diptera; Drosophilidae
Gene: smog
Product: probable G-protein coupled receptor 158
Exons: 14
Coding region: 557-3202 (881 amino acids)
Biological process (GO): G protein-coupled receptor signaling pathway
Cellular component (GO): membrane
Molecular function (GO): G protein-coupled receptor activity
Source: RefSeq, a predicted model, not a curated record
AAUAAAAAUGUUGCGUACAAUUAAAUUAAAAAAUAACAUCAAAAGCUAAAUACUAUCAACUGCUGCCACAACUAAAAAAUCCAAACAGAAAUAAAAAAGCCAAAAAAUCCAAUCUCCCUUAACAACCGCAACAAUAGACAACAACUAAAGCAACAACGACAACUACAACAGCAACAACAACAGCAACAACAAUAACUCCAACUGCGACUAUCACCGACAAAUACAACUGGCAAUUUUGUAUUAAUUUUAUUUGCGAAUACAUUUUGCUGCGUGUUUUAAAAAUUUACAUAGAAACCAACACCAAAACAAGCAACAACAAUAGCAACAAGAGCUACAACUACUACUGGAUGACAACACGGAGUACAUGAAGAGGGUCCUGGUUAACUGCUGACCCAGCCAGCCUACGACUUUAGAUGUGCUCCUUGGGUCACACAUUCAAUUUAAAUCCGCAACUGAAGAGGACGCCACGCCCACAACGAGAACACAAAUUACACAAUUUUAUUCAACAAAAAGCAAAAACUAAAUAAACAACAAGAAAAAGAACAACAUUAGUGAUAUGGAACUGUGCAUAGCAAUAAGGUCAAAAGCUCAAAGUUCAAUGCAUCAAAGCAACUAUCAAAAAUGCCACCAAAAUCAAAUGAAUCAAGUGAAUACUCAAGUAAGCAGACACAAAAGCCACAGAGAUCGAGACCACCUUAAAAAGCAACAACAAAACCAACGAGCAACUUCACAAAUUAGCAAAAACCACAUCAAUAUUAACUAUUGCUUUACACAAUGCCACAGAGCCCAUUUGCUGAUCCUGCUGAUCCUGUUGAUCCUGCAGCAUUCGGCGGCGACUCCAGCCACUGGCAGCAGUCGACGCGAUGCUCUGCUCGCCUAUUACAAACGCGCCCAACUGCGUGAAAGCGACUCCUAUGGCAUCCAGGAGUAUCAUCUACACGAAGGUGCCGCCAUCGACUUUGACGAUCUGUCGCCCACGGGCAGCGUUGUGUCUGCUCUCAGCAAUGCGGAGCGUCUGCGCAAACGUAGCGCUACCUCAACCACAGCUCAGACUGCACCGCCAGCAACAACAGCAGCUCCCACAACAGCAACAGCAACAGAGACACCACCAGGCAGCAGCAAAGCACAGGAGAAAUGUGAGCCCAAAGUGCUGGAAUCGCUGCCAGAUGAGCCGUUUUACGACUUCUCCGAGUUGGCUGCGGACGCAGCACGCCAAUUUACAGAAUUCCUGUCAAAUAAAUUUCCAAAUGCCAACACGCCCAUUGCCAUUGAUGAGCUGACCCGCUCGGAGGUUAGCCGGCGAGCCAAUUCCAUUGCCAGCUAUGCCCUCAACGAGGAUGACAAUCUUCUGGCCUUUGCCAUUGCAGCGCCCAGUAUACACACAGUUGUGGUGAAAUUCAGAGAGAAUGUGACGAUACCACCGAAUCAGGUGCAUAAUAAGGCAUAUUUGGGUUCCUAUUGGCGUGAGUUGGGGUCCGCCUGGAACAGCAGCGAUGGCACGCAGGAAUGGGGUGCACCUUUUCGUGACUGCAACCUGUUGACGGGUCGCUGGUUAUGGCCAUUCCGCAUAUCCCUCACCGAGCACCGAAUCAAAAUUGUGGCAGCUGCAUUUGUCGCCGCUGAUGAGGAUGUGUGCAACGAUGGCCUGGAGGAAGUCUUUGGACGACGCCAUGGCUGCGAUCGUAACACCACAUUUUGCCUGGUGACUGAAAGUAAACCGAUGGCAACUCGAGAUGUUUACACGUGUCUGUGCCGCGAAUCCUUUUACCUGCCAAAUUCCACACUGCAAGGCUUUCGCGGUGAUCUGGCUGAGCUGAGCGAGGGCUUUGAUAACUUCUCCUGUGUGCCGUGUCCAGGCGCUUGCACAAACUGCGAUCUGCAUGGCGUUUGCCUCACCUUCCAGGAGGAGGAUGCACUCAACAUAGAUGCCUGUCUGCGUCUACUUGUUGCUAUUGUUUUGGCCGCGUGUAUUCUGUGCUGUGUCGUCUUGAGUGUCAUUGUGUUUAGACAACGCAAAUGCAGGGCAAUUGCCUCGGGAAUGUGGACUGUGCUGGAGACCAUUCUUCUUGGCAUUGUUUUACUUUAUGCAUCGGUUACCGUCCAUUUCUUUCCCGCCUCCACCGAGAGAUGUAUACUGGAGCCUUGGCUACGUGAGAUUGGCUUCAUCACUUGCUAUGGCGCCAUUAUAUUGAAGCUAUAUCGACAUCUCGUCGACUUUCGCACACGCAAAGCUCAUCGCUGGGUGUUGCGAGAUGUUGAUCUGCUCAAGUAUUUAUGCAGCAUGGUCUUUGCUGUCAUUUGCUAUAUGGCUGCAUUUACCGCCUCAUCGAUGGAUCUGCUGGAGAGCGCUCAGCUGGAGAGCUUACGGGAAGCCAGCACCAACACUUGUCAUCCCCUCAAGUGGGAGCUCGUAACACAGGCCAGCGAGAUGCUCAUACUGUGCUUUGGCCUCCAUUUGGCCAUUGCCAGUCGCAAUGCCAAUACACAGUUUCGGGAGCGACAAUUUCUGGUUAUAACGCUGACGAUGGAGUUUCUUGUCUCGUCCAGUUUCUAUUUCCUACGCUUCGUCUACUUGCCGGAAAUGAGUCCCAGCGCCAUUUUGUUGGCACUAUUUGUGCGUUCGCAGCUGACGAAUAGCUUUGCGUUGGGUUUGAUAUUUGUGCCAAAAUUGUGGUAUCAACACAAGCAGGUUCGUUCACUUGCGUACGAUCUAUCAAUGCGUUUACCUGUGGAUGCUUUCAAGGGUACGUCACAUGACGCCGGUCAACGCUUGGGCGGCGGCUAUGCGGGUCUAUGUCUGGGCGAUCCUGAUAUUGGUGAGCUGACCAUAUCCGAAAUGAGUCCCGAGGAUAUCCGUGCCGAACUUAAAAGACUGUACACACAACUGGAGAUACUGAAGAACAAGACCCUUCGUCAGGAUAAUCCGCAUAUUAGUAAAAGACGCGGGGGUCGCAAGACGGGUCAUCGUCGCUUCUCAUUGCAAAAAAAGGGCAGCAAAGAUAAGGCUUUAAGUGCCAAACAUCGCAACAAUAAGAAUCAUCAGGAUAAUGAAAUAACCGAGGCAGAACCAUCACCUACACCCGAGGACUCAGUCUGCAGUGGGGAGGGACCGACCGAUACCUAUGCUGAAAUAUCGGGCAUAUCGCAUUCAAUGCUAUCCCAUUCCAUGGUCUCUCAUUCCGUUGUCUCGCAUUCAAAGUAAAUCAAUGAUAUGCGGCUAUCCCACAAAAAUUGUAUAUAACUUUAUGAAA